This is a messenger RNA of Periconia digitata, 3695 nucleotides long. Lineage: Eukaryota; Fungi; Ascomycota; Dothideomycetes; Pleosporales; Periconiaceae. The record is from the annotation of a GenBank genome assembly.
UCGCCCCUCGGCGACGGGUCGCAAUGGGGUACAUUAAGCAAAUCACCAUCCAGGGCUUUAAGAGCUACAAGGAUCAGACCAAGAUCGAGCCGUUUUCGCCCAAGACGAACAUAGUCGUCGGUCGCAAUGGCGCUGGCAAGAGUAACUUCUUCGCUGCAGUACGCUUCGUGCUAGGAGACGACUAUGAGAAUUUGGGAAGGGAAGAACGGCAGGCUUUGCUUCACGAAGGAUCUGGGUCUGCCGUCAUGUCCGCCUACGUCGAGGUCGUAUUCGACAACACCGACGGUCGCUUCCAGAACAAUAACAAAUCCGAAUUCGUACUCCGCCGCACCAUUGGAGCAAAGAAGGAUGAAUACUCUAUGGACCGAAAGAGCACGACCAAGCGCGAAGUAUUCGACAUGCUUGAAGCCGCCGGAUUGUCCCGAUCGAAUCCGUUCUAUAUCGUGCCCCAAGGCCGUGUUACCGCCAUCACAAACAUGAAGGAUGAAGAGCGACUGAACUUGCUAAAAGAAAUAUCGGGAUCAAACGUGUACGAAAAGAGGCGAACAGACAGUUUGAAGCUCAUGACCGAAACCGAAAACCGAUGCACGCGCAUCGACGACCUCGUUAGCGACAUCAAUCUACGCCUGAAGGAGCUGGAGGGCGAGAAGAAGGAGCUGGAAGCUUGGAACAAGAGCGAUCGUGAGCGAAGGGCGCUCCUGUAUACGAUGAAUGCACGUCAGGAGGCUGAACUGCAGGAAAAAAUCGAGAACAUCGACGCCUACCGACACAACGGCGUGGCCGAUGUCGAUGGCCACAACAGCCAAUUUCGGCAGACCGAGGAAGAGAUUGCCGAGAUCGAUACCGAGAUUGGUGAUCUAAAAGGCGAACUGGACAUGCUAAUAGCCGAUCGUUCCCAGCUCGAAGGCGAGCGCAACGAUGCCACGCGCCAUAAAGCCGCAAUCGAGCUUCAGCUCAAUGAUCUCUCCGACGAGCAGUCUGCGGUUCAACAAGCUCAGCGUCAGCGCGAUACCCAGAUCAAGAAGCUACAAAAAGAAAUCAGUAACCGUGAGAAGGAGCUUAAGAGCCUGGUUCCACAAUAUACUGAGAAGAGAGCUGAAGAAAUGGAAGUCCGCUCUCAGCUUGCAGAAGCUGCAGGCCAGCAGAAACGCCUGGAGGACAAGCAGGGCCGCACAGCGAUGUAUACGAAUAAACGCCAACGUGACGAUGCGCUGCGCGCGCGCAUUGCCGAGAUAUCCGUGGAUCUAGCCACGCGGAAAUCCAUACAGAUGCAGACCACCGAAGACACGGCAGGUGUUCGUGAAGAGAUAGCGACCCUGGAAACUGAUAUUGAAAGAUUAGAACAGAACCUGGAUAACGAGGGCGACAACAGUAUCAACCUGGCCGAGCAGCUGCAAAAAGCAAAGGACAACCAGGACGCUGUUCGUGACCGACAGAACGAACUCUUUCGACAAGAACGCCGCAUGCACUCAGAAGUCGACACUGCGGAGAGGAAACUACAGAAUGCGGAGCGUGAAUUUUCACAUCUACUCGAUCACGCUACAAGCCGGGGAUUGGAGACAUUACGUCGCCUUCAGAAACACCACAAUCUCAGCGGUGUGCACGGCACUGUAGCCGAACUCCUUGAGGUCAAUGACAUGUACAAGAUUGCUGCAGAGGUCGCCGCCGGACCUUCUCUAUUCCACGUAAUAGUAGACAACGACAAUACGGCUGAAAAAGUAAUCAACCUACUUAACAAAGAGAAAGGUGGCCGUCUCACCUGUAUCCCGCUCAAUCGUGCCAAAGCAAGACAGGGCAAUGUUCCACACACAGCCGACGCCCAGCCUUUGCUUCCCAAACUGAAGUUCGCGGCACAAUAUACCAAAGCCUUUAGUCAAGUCUUUGGCAAUGUCGUUGUCUGCCCGGAGUUGAGCAUAUGCCAGAGUUUCGUGCGGUCGCAUGACGUGAUAGCUCUGACACCUGACGGAGAUCGUGCUCAGAAGAAGGGAGGCUAUCACGGCGGUUACUUUGACCCCAGGAAUUCAAAGCUGGACGCAUACCACCGGGUCUUCGAAUUACGAAGUCACGUUGAGGAGCUGCGAGAGAAGCAGGACGGGGUCAAACACGACAUGGACGCGUGUCGACAGGAACUCAACGAAGCAGCUAGCGAGGUGCGGAGAGCAGAAUAUCGCAAGAACCACGCCGAGGACAGCUAUGCUCCCAUGCGACACGAGCUUCGCACGAAACAAAACGAAUUGAGACGAAAGAAGGCGCUACUGGAGGAAAUGGAGAGGACAUUGGCAGACUUGGCCUCAGCAGUCAACGUGCUGGGCAGUCAACAGAGCGAUCUGGAGGACGAGAUAGCAUCUGACUUCAAGAAAGCUUUGACGCGGGACGAAGAAGAGCUGUUGCAAUCACUUAGCGGCACUAUUCGCGACCUGCGGAAACAAUUUGCUACGCUCUCGGAAGAGCGCUCUGAACUGGAGAUGAGGAAAUCCGACAUGGAGGUUGAAAUCCGCGAGAACCUACAACCAAGCCUCGAUCGCUUGCUCGAGCAACAAGCAGGUCCUGGAGGUGGUGGUAGCCAGUCGACGCGUCUCAAAGAGGCCCAGCGACAGCUCAACAACAUCGACAAGACUGUCGCUGACUUCGAUCGGAGGCUCGAAGAGCUCGAAGCCCGCCGCGAGGAAGUCAACACGAGAUUGAUUCAGUUGGAGGAAGCUAGAACGGAGAAAGAAACGAGCAAUCGCAACCUGGCGCGUUCGAUUGAGAGGCACAAGAAGGGCAUGGAGAAGAGUCUGCAAAAGCGAGCACAGUAUCGGGAUGAGUUGGCGGCGAUACAGCGAGACAUUCGCGAGCUCGGCACACUGCCGGACGAGGCCUAUCAAAAGUACACGAGGUGGAGCAACGACAAGCUUGUCACCGAACUGGACAAGGCCAACAAGGCGCUCAAGAAGUACUCUCACGUCAACAAGAAAGCCUUCCAGCAGUACGAGGACUUCACCAAACGGCGUGCAGCCCUCACCUCGCGGCGCGACGACUUGAGCGAAUCCCGUAACCACAUCGAAACUCUCAUCGAAGUUCUCGACCAGCGCAAAGACGAAGCCAUUGCCCGCACCUUCAAGCAAGUCGCCAAAUACUUCAAAGAAGUGUUUGUGCAACUCGUACCCGCAGGAACCGGCCGCCUCAUCAUCCAACGACGUUCCGAUCGCGAAGCCGCCCGUGGCGCCGCACACGACUCGGACUCAGAUGCUGACGGACCUGCCACCGCUGCCGCUGCCCGCGGCAAGACCUCUGUCGAAAACUACACCGGUGUUGGCAUCGCCGUAUCCUUCAACUCCAAACAUGACGAGCAACAGCGCAUCCAGCAACUUUCGGGAGGCCAAAAAGCUCUUUGUGCCCUCGCUCUCGUCUUCGCUAUCCAACAGUGCGACCCUGCGCCCUUCUACCUCUUUGACGAAAUCGACGCCAAUCUCGACGCCCAGUACCGUUCUGCCGUUGCCGAGAUGCUGAGGAAGCUCUCUGGCAAAGGAGGAGAGGGUGGAGAAGGUGGUGGACAGUUCAUUUGUACGACGUUCAGACCAGAGAUGGUGCAUGUUGCUGAUAAGUGUUAUGCUGUUUCCUAUGGUGAGAUGAACAGUAAGAUUAGUGUUUAUAGUAAAGAGAGGGCGCUUGAGUUUGUCGAGGAGAGUCAGAGGGUUGCUAGAUGAUAAUCC